AACCCCUCCACCGAUCGCCAGACUUUGGAGACCGCGCUGCAAACGUACGAGCGCGUCCGGCUGCCCAUCGCGAACCACGUCUUGCAGGGGUCCAGAGAAUCCGGAGACAUGUACGAGUUCAACGGGCCCCUCCGAGACGACCUGGCUACGCUCGGACCGCAAAUCGGCUGGCAGUGGGACUGGCAGUGGGAGUCGACGGCGCAAGGCGAGCGGGACAGGGCGAUCGGAAUGCUCCGGUCAACGAAAGCGAAGUUGUAG
This is a messenger RNA of Epithele typhae, 258 nucleotides long. RefSeq lists its product as uncharacterized. The annotation marks the transcript as partial. Lineage: Eukaryota; Fungi; Basidiomycota; Agaricomycetes; Polyporales; Epitheliaceae. The record is from RefSeq and is a predicted model, not a curated record. The transcript has a single exon.